Molecule: messenger RNA, 3590 nt
Organism: Chenopodium quinoa (quinoa)
Lineage: Eukaryota; Viridiplantae; Streptophyta; Magnoliopsida; Caryophyllales; Amaranthaceae
Exons: 2
Coding region: 69-962 (297 amino acids)
Biological process (GO): protein-heme linkage; cytochrome complex assembly
Cellular component (GO): plasma membrane
Molecular function (GO): heme binding
Source: RefSeq, a predicted model, not a curated record
CCAAAACUUUCCUAUACACAUUUUCAACUCAAUGAACUCAUGCUACAACUCUACAAGUUGGAAAAUAAAUGGAAAAGGCAGGAAGAUUCAAACCGACUCCAAACCAAAUAAAAUACAGUACUUCGUUAACUAAAAAAAACCCCGCAAAAACCCUGCCUUCUUCAUUCUCCAUUUCUCCACCUUCUUCUUCUUCCUCUUUCUCUCUCCUCCGCCCAUCAAUGGCGGCCAGAUCCUCCACCACUCUCCGCCUCCUCUCCCGCCUUCUCCACCCUCACCCUUCUCCUCCCACUCUCUCUCCUCUCCACCACCACCUCCGCCGCCCUCAAUUCUCCCUCGCCGCCUUCUCCACCGCCGUCCCCCGCCGCAACCCCAAGAAGGUCGACAUCGGAGCUCGCGCUCGCCAACUCCAAAACCGCCGUCUAUGGACUUACGCUCUCACCUUCUCCGGCGUCGCCGGUUUCGUCAUCUUAGUCCUUAACAAUUUCCAGGAUCAGCUCGUUUUCUAUGUUACUCCUUCUGAAGCGUUGGAAAAGUUUAAUUUGAAUCCUUCGAAGAAUAAGUUUCGAUUAGGUGGUUUGGUUCUUGAAGGUAGUGUUCAUCAACCGCCUUCUUCUCCUGAAAUGGAAUUCGUCAUCACCGAUCUUAUGACCGAUAUUGUUGUUAGGUAUCAAGGAUCCUUGCCAGAUUUGUUCAGAGAAGGUCACUCAGUGGUAGUAGAAGGAUUUGUGAAGCCUUUUACUGAUGAGAUUAAGGAAUCAGGUAUGAGUGGAAAGACCAAGGAGAUUUCAGCGAAGGCGAGGAGUGGGGAGUGUUAUUUUUCUGCCACGGAGGUGUUGGCUAAGCAUGAUGAGAAAUACAUGCCUGGGGAAGUUGCUGCUGCUAUUGAAAAGAACAAGAAAAAGCUCGAUGAAGAGGCAGAGGCACAGAAGACUGCAGAGGCACAGAAGACUGCAGCUGCUUGAAAUUUGUCUGUGAGUAUGAACUUGUGAAGCUAACUGGGCUUUGAAUUUUCUUCUCCACUAAAAUUAUACGAUUUUGGAAUUGUAAACAGUUAAUUUAGAAAAGCCUGAAAGAGGAAUAGGCUCUAUACUUUGGUAUAGUCUGGAUAAGAGGAAGGUAUGACAUACAAGAAUUUUGAGGAAUUAGGAAAUUAGAAUUUUGGUUGAUUCAACUAUCAUGCCUAUAUUGUAUUUUUCCAAUUAACAUAUUGAUUUUUCCCUGGAAUUAGGGAUUGUUAUAUUCAUGGAAUGCUGGUGAAUAAAUGUACUUCAUUCUUAUUUUAAAGUUCUUCUGGCUGCUUUGCUUGAAUGAAUAUCGUGAUUGUGGUUUCUGUAUCACUGUGAAUCUGAUUUAUAUUCCUUUCCCCUGUAUUUCAUGUUGUUGUCUAAUAGUAACUUAACUGAAGGGUGUUUAUUGAGUUUUAUUGACUGUGAAUCUGAUUUGUAUACAAUGUCAUGAUUCGUGUACUCGUAAUGUAGUAAUCAUAUAUGCUGUUAAUUUUCUUCAUAAUUUUGACACAAUGUUUCUUCUAGGGAGGUUCCUUAAAUAUGUUCCAUAAUGUUAGUGUAUACAAUAUAUGAUUUCCCAUCAUAAGUUCAUAACUUCUAUAGUUUGCAUUCUUUCCUUUUACUUUUAAUGUAGCGAUGUAUCAUUACUUCACUUUGAAUGAAUCUUUUCUGCUGGGAUAUGAAGUGGAUCAUAGCUUCCAACUCUGGGAUGUUUACCUUAACCCUAUUGUUUUACUUUCCUUAACCCUAUUGUUUUACUUUUGUCACCUUUGUAUGGAUUUUGGAUAUCUUGCUUGAAGUAUUAGUGAUAUUAUAAGGCCUGGCCUUUAUCUUAUUCAUCUAGCUGCAAAGUGCAAACUCAAACAGUUAGGGAUGAUCGGAGGAUUAUUGUUUCUUGGUCUAUGUGCACUCUUGGUUACUGUUAUUACUCUUGUUAGUUGACUUCCACUAUCUGGAUUAAUGUGAAGCUGCUUUAUUUUCUGCAAAAGAACAUUUUUAUGAGCGCACUUUCUCUCUUGUUUGGAAAAUAGUAUGAGAUGUAGGCAUUCUCAAUAGCUGAAAGUCUUGAGGUACACAUGCUGAGGCUUUAACUCAUUUCAAAUAAUUCAGCCAUCACCACUGAAUAUUCCCUAUUCUGGUUGAUGCAUGGUUUAUGAGUUUAACUAUUAACUGAUCAAUAUUGUACUUUUGAACUUCCUUUUUCUUUUCGGCUUCUUUGUAAUGCUAUUAAAGUAAAUCGUCAUUAGUUGCAGCGUUGUGUUUGAUUAUACUGUAAGCAGGAGUUCAAAGUUGAGAGCAAAAUAGAUACAGUUUGCCAUUGACACUUUAUUGUGGCUUUGGUGGUGGGAUGUAUCGUCAAUUUCGUCAUGCCUAUGAUUCCUCACUGCUGUUGCUGAUGGUUGUGACUUGUGAAAGGUAUUUGACUGCAUGGUAGUGGCUUUAUUACAUUUGCAUUCUGUACAGGCUUUGGAGAGGUUUUUCUUAACUUGAUUUGGAGUUUUGCUGUAAUUUAUUCAAUGAUACUUCCGAAUCUGUAGUUUCUAGAAAUAAUCUAAUAUCAAAAACUCAAAACAUGCUACAUUAACUCUAUUGAGUCACAAACUCGCAAUGACAACUUGAAUUUUUCUGUUAUUUUAUUUUGGCAUAUUUUUAUGUAUCACCUUGAAUCCCUAACAACUUUUCCUAUAUACUCAUAUAAAUUAUAUACAGCUACACACAAUAUAUUAAAUUGCACCAGAACACAAGCAUCAAUAUAGGUACACAUGCGUAGAGAAUUGUCUCAUAUGGGACUUGUUGGUUUUAUUGGUUUCUGCUCUGUUUUUUAUUGUUCUGUAAGCAGGAGUUAUCAAAUUUGAGAGCAAUACAGAUGCAGGUUGCCUUCGGUAGACGGUUGACACUUUACUGUGGCUUUGAUGUUGGUAUGUAUCGGUAUGCCUGUGGUCCCUUAUUGCUGCUGCUGAUGGUUGUGAAUCUUGUGAUUUGUGAGAGGUGUUUGGAUGCAUGGUAGUGUCUUAAGUGCAUAAGCAUUCUGCAGUAUUUGCAGGGGUUUUUCUGAUGCAGUGUAUAUAACACGUCGAAAUUUGGAGUUCUGCUGUAAUUGAUUCAUUGAUACUUCUAAAAGUCUAAAAAUAUAGUUUCUGAAUCUUUCAGUCUCUGUAAACAAUCCAAUAUCAAAUGCUUGCUUAUUUUGGCUUGGUGUUUGUAACUUCUGGUAUUGAAAGUGUUUAAUUUGAGGCUUGUGUACAAUUCUUCUUGGAUGAUUAUUUUGAAGGUAAAAUGUGUUUUCUGAUGCAGCUGCUAGUCUGCUGGAGUCUAGGUGCAGAGUUUUUUGUCAUAUGGAAUUGUUUCUGCUGUUUCUGAACAGGCGAUCAUGAGUCAUGCCUUUAAUUUCAACUGUUACAUGAGCGUGUGGCUGAACUCUAGUAUUGUUGUAUUGGCACAGUUCUCAAACUUCUCAUGGUAAUUUAUGCACUGUAGAAUGUAUUGAAUCUCUGAUGUCUCUAUUCAAUAUGUUUAUGUUUCAACUUUCAAAGCAUUGAUAGGUUUAAGUUGUUUCAAGACGUUUCAAAGUUUUCUGCUACA